Molecule: messenger RNA, 1326 nt
Organism: Aspergillus sclerotioniger CBS 115572
Lineage: Eukaryota; Fungi; Ascomycota; Eurotiomycetes; Eurotiales; Aspergillaceae
Product: phosphatase PAP2 family protein
Exons: 5
Coding region: 1-1326 (441 amino acids)
Biological process (GO): phospholipid metabolic process
Molecular function (GO): phosphatidate phosphatase activity
Source: RefSeq, a predicted model, not a curated record
AUGGACCGUCUUUCCGACAAGCUGCCCUUCUCCAAGCGGCGCCUGAAGCAGCGGGUCAUUCUCUCAUACGUCUUUGACUAUGUCAUCCUUAUUGCGUGUAUUGGAGGUUUCUAUGUUCUCGAUUCCAUUGAGCCAUUCCACCAGCACUUCUCAUUGCGAAACAUCUCAAUCCAGUAUCCCUAUGCCGUCCACGAACACAUAAGCAUACAGGAGGCUCUCUGUAUCUCCGGCCUCGGGCCGUUAGUCAUUAUUGCCGUUUAUACACUUUUUAUCGACGGGCUUUUCUCCCAUCAUAAAACGCAACAUCCGGUGUCUGGCAAGAGGAAAUUCACUGGUCCAUAUCGGUGGAAAGAUCGGCUAUGGGAGCUCAAUUGUGGUAUUCUUGGGCUCCUGCUUUCACAAGGGUUGGCUUUUGUCAUUACUCAAGUGUUGAAAAAUGCCUGUGGGAAACCCAGACCUGACUUUAUUGAUCGGUGUCAGCCUCGCGCCGGAAGCCAUGACGCAAUACCCGGACUGUCGAACUCUACCAUCUGUACGGGUGACCAUGCGCUGAUCAAAGAUGGCUUUCGUUCGUGGCCUUCAGGACAUAGUAGCUCGUCGUUUGCUGGGUUGUUCUACCUGUCGCUCUGGCUUAGUGGAAAGCUACAUAUCAUGGAUAACCGAGGCGAAGCCUGGAAGACACUUCUGGUUAUGAUCCCGUGUCUUGCAGCGACACUUGUUGCGGUGACUCGUAUUAUGGAUGCAAGGCACCACCCUUUCGAUGUUAUCAGUGGAUCACUUCUAGGUAUCAUCUGCGCCUGCAUCUCCUACCAUCAGUAUUUCCCUUCCCUCAACGAGCCCUGGAAGAAGGGACGCGCAUAUCCCAUUCGGACGUGGGGCAGGGAGCCGGUGCCACCCGCUGAUCCCGUCCCUCUGACGGGUAACGAUGGAAGCACCGCCGCUUUGAGGAAUAUCGAGGAAGAGCGACUGAACCACGGUACCCAGUCGACGGCGACAGGUGGUGCUCCCGAUGGAUCCUUGUUCCUACCAGAAUCGAAUCCCUACGUUACGAAUAGGUACAACUAUCGGAGACACGACGAGGAUGGGACCUGGUCAUCUUCCAGUGAGGAUGUUGCUGGAGGCUAUGAAAUGCAACCUGGAUAUACGAGAACACAGAAUCCAGCAUUGGGUGAGCCGUCGUCGCGAUACGAUAUUGACACGGCAUACCGCUCCCAAACCCCACAGGUGGUACUUGGGGCCACCGCUGUCCACGCGCCUUCAGCGGCAGUGGCCGCUCCUCCGGACAGAGGACGGGAUCUGACAGACAUGCAGUAUCGGGAAGCAUAA